This is a messenger RNA of Schistocerca piceifrons (Central American locust), 1815 nucleotides long. Its product is annotated as facilitated trehalose transporter Tret1-like. Gene Ontology annotation, molecular function: transmembrane transporter activity. Lineage: Eukaryota; Metazoa; Arthropoda; Insecta; Orthoptera; Acrididae. The record is from RefSeq and is a predicted model, not a curated record. Bases 1 to 1473 code for a protein of 490 amino acids. Gene Ontology annotation, cellular component: membrane. The transcript is spliced from 2 exons. Gene Ontology annotation, biological process: transmembrane transport.
AUGGCGUCGGAAAAGCCGGUCGCGGGCGUCGCCACGCAGUUCCUGGGCGCUUUCGUUGCUAACCUCAUAUCGCUGAACACUGGUUACGUCGUCGGGUGGUCGGCUGUGGCUAUCCCUGUUCUGGAGAACAACGGGACAGCCAACGAUACCGCUCCGCUGGAUCGGCCGCUGAAUAAAGACGAAUCAUCAUGGGUGGCGACGGUCCUCUUCAUUGCUUGGAUCGUGGGCCCUGCAGCUUGCAGCUUCAUAAGCCAGCGCUGGGGUUACAAGGUCGCCGGUUAUCUGGUGGGUACCAUUUCGGCCAUGGCCGGAGUGAUCAUCAUGCUGGCGCCAUCACUGGCCACCAUGCUGGUGGGACGAGUCUUGACUGGAUUUGCUGCCGGCUGUACACCUGUGGUCACCACGACAUACAUAACCGAGGCGGCACAGGAACAUAUACGGGGCGCUGUCGGAACUUUCUUUGGGCUCCUCUUCAAUGGUGGUAUUCUGAUCGCUUACCUCAUGGGCGCCGUAGCCUCGUACCAAAUCGUUUGUGCUAUGGCCGUCAUCUUGCCAAUUGUGUACCUACUGGGGUUCUUUUUCCUGCCCGAAUCACCACAGUAUCUGCUGUCCAAGGGUAGAGACGGCGACGCUGUCAAGUCCUUGAGAUGGUUCCGCGCUGCCGGCCACAACGUCAGUCAGGAGCUGGAACAGCUGCGGUCGAAUCUCGACAGUGGGGCGUCGGAAAACGGGGGGAGAGGGCUUUCGGUGGUCCAGUUCUUCAAGGACAGGACGUGCCGCCUCGGCUUCAUUACCGUCGUCAUGAUCAUCCUCAACCAGCAGUUCGCUGGGGUUACGAUAGCUCUGAACUACUUAGUGCAGAUGUUCUCCGCAACCGGCAACAGUUCGACAGCGGCCUGGUCAGCCGUAGUGGUUGGCGCCCUGCAGUUUCUGGCGACCUUCGUAUCCUCCGCUCUGGUGGACCGGGCUGGGCGUCGCCCACUCCUGAUGGCCACCAACGGCGGGAUGGCCGCCUGCCUGCUCGCCCUGGGCGGCUACUCCUUCGCCCAGGACCGCGGAUCGGACGUGGCUUCUAUCUGGUGGCUGCCUGUGGCCGCCAUGUCGCUGCUGCUCUUUCUCAACGCCAUAGGCGUCGGCCCGCUGUUCUUCGUGAUCGUCAACGAGCUGUUCGCUCCAGAGGCCGCACCGGUUGGCGUCUCCAUCGGCCUCGGUUGCCAGAUGCUGGUCGCCACCUUCGUCAUGAAGUCGUAUGUCAUACUCGUCGACUGGUUGCAGCUCUACGGCUGCUACUGGUUCUUCAGCACUUGUUGUCUCCUCAGUAACGUGUACAUAUUCUUUUUCCUACCGGAGACAAAGAAUCGUCCCAUCAGUGAAAUUCUUCGAGAUCUAAGGAGAGAGCGGAGAAGUAAGAAUGAAGGCGCGGAAAAGUACGAUCAGGUGUCUACGAAGGAGAGUCAUAACCAAGUUGCAUAGUAGUGUACAACAUCUACAAAGUAUCAGAGCAAAACCAGUGAUUUGCCCGAUAGUGAUUUAACUUGAAGGGCAUGGCUGAAUUCAGGUUCCUAGAUCAUUCCUUUGUAUUUUUGUUAGUUUUAUUUUUCUUAUUUGUGCAGAGGGUAAAUGAAGUCACUUCUGGCACAACUAAAUUGUGCAUACUGUGUGAAAUGAUUCUGUUCCAAAAGUCAAAGUCACGUAAGUAUUGGGCGCUAUUUAGAGUAUAAGUAAUUGCAAAGGAAUAUUUUAACUCUGUGGCUUUAGGGCUUUUCUUCUAUCGACAGUUAAAUUUACAGUUAUGUAACGAUUUAAGAACCGUUU